Capronia coronata CBS 617.96 is the source of this 630-nucleotide messenger RNA. RefSeq lists its product as uncharacterized. The transcript has a single exon. Lineage: Eukaryota; Fungi; Ascomycota; Eurotiomycetes; Chaetothyriales; Herpotrichiellaceae. The record is from RefSeq and is a predicted model, not a curated record. The coding region runs from base 1 to 630 and encodes 209 amino acids.
AUGACAAGACACAAUUCAGAGUCCAGCACAGAGCGCCCCGACAUCUCCGGUGGUGCGCCGAGCUCACCAUCGCUAAGCAGGAGAAGCACAGGCAAUAAUCCGGAAGCCCACAGAGAGCGCCGUGAUUCAAAACUUGGCCACAUGGUCGACACAAUCCGGACGGCUCUCAGCCAGGAACAGGCGAAGCUGUUUGGCGACAAGAAUGCGCAGCACCAUCGCAAAUAUCAGUCCACAGUAGAAGAGCGGUUGGAGAAAUUGCGUCAGCAAGACGAGACCCAGCGGGAGCGCGUGGAAGAAGAAAUUCGCAGUGACUCCGAGGCCGACGAAUCAGUCAGUCCCGCUGUUGAAGCUCGUGCGCGCUCAGAUCUCGAUGAGAACAACAUGGGUCUUACUUCUCAUGAACGAGCACGGAGUGACAGCUGGGGCUGGCCUGGGUUGGGAACGUAUGCUGCAGGUUCAGAGGAUGCAACUAACACCAAGCGGAAGAGUUCCUUCAAAAAUACCAGGGAUAAGAUGCACGAUAUUGAACCAAAAUUGGAAGCGGCAACUUAUGAGGCCAUCGACAACGCUGCCGAAUCGGAUUCCUUCGGCUGGCCUGGUCUAGGUGACUUUCCACCCCCCAGAAAGUGA